AUGAAGAAGGUGAGAUGGAAAGAGUGUAAGGCAAUUACUCUUGCAAAUGAAGAGAUCCUGGAAGAAGACACUAGCAAGCUAACUGAGCACAGCCAAAGAAGUUCCCAGAGCAACUUGGAGGAAAUGGAACAAGGAACUGGAUCUGUGCAAAGAAAGGGAUCAACAAGGGAGGAAAUGCCGGAGCCUUAUUUGCCAAGGGCACCAUUUCCUCAGAGGCUAAGAGGAGGUGAUAAAGAAAUAUCGUAUUCAAGAUUCCUAGAUGUUUUCGCACCUCUCAGUGUCAACAUUCCCUUUAUCAAAACUCUCCAACAGAUGCCGACAUACAUCAAGUGCAUGAAAGAGCUGCUGACUAGGAAAGAAACCUUAAAAGGGGGACAAAUAGUGACAAUGAACAAGGAAUGUAGUGCUCUCAUCAAGAAGGAUGUAUUCCUGAAGAAGAAAGAUCUAGGGAGCUUUCAUAUUCCCUGUGUCAUAGAUAAAACUCAGAAGCAAGCCGAAGGAGUAGUCGAAAAUGUAUUGGUGAAAGUAGGAAACUACUUCCUCCCUACUGACUUUGUUGUUCUGGACAUGGAGAAAGGUUACCUCCAUCCCAUUAUUCUAGGGAGACUAUUUUUAGCUACUAGUCGAGCACUCAUUGAUGUAGAACAAGGAGAGUUGAUACUGAGAAUACAUGAUGAGCAGAUCACUUUCCAGGCCUUCAAGCCCGUGCAUGAAUAUGAGCAAGAGAGCAAGAAAUUAAAGGAAGAAUACAGUGAGAGCUCUCUAAAGAAAAACAGCAAUAAAACCUCCAGGCAAGCAUCUAGAGCUUCCCUUGAUGGAUAA
Molecule: messenger RNA, 822 nt
Organism: Arachis ipaensis
Lineage: Eukaryota; Viridiplantae; Streptophyta; Magnoliopsida; Fabales; Fabaceae
Source: RefSeq, a predicted model, not a curated record